GAAUUUCAAUCGCAGAAUCCCGUGCCAAGAUGGGUGAAAGUGUCGACUCUAAAACACGCCUCGAAGAGGGCCGAAAUAUACCGCCGGCGCUAAAAAAGAUGCUCGAAUGGGACGUCGUUAUGACAAAACAGAUCGUCAGCUUUAUGCUGAACUUUGUGCCAUUGAGGUCACUGCGAACGCACUGCAAGGUGCUGGAGUAUUCGUGCCAUGGUAUCGCCUGGCUGGCGGGAUGGUUGGCAUUCUGCUGGAUGAUCGAUAAACCGGAAUGGUAUCAGAUGCAGGUGAACCUGUUUAUCGGGCUGCUGACGGAUAUUGUAAUGGUGGCGGUCAUAAAGGCAGCAACACGUCGCCGCCGGCCAGCUAUAAACGAUGAUCCGCUUUGCUUCGGUCCGGAUAAGUUUAGCUUUCCUUCGGGACAUGUUUCCCGUGGUGUGUUUAUUACGACGUUCCUGAUCGUACUGGAUCCGGUGAUGAUUGUGCUGUGGCCCCCACUGCUAGCGUGGACUGUAGCGUUGUGCAUUUCUCGUCUAAUUCUCUAUCGUCACCAUAUUCUGGAUGUAAUCGGUGGCAUUGUGCUUGGACUUUUUAAUGCGUUGCUGAUUUCGGUCCUUUGGUUCGAUCAGGAGGGCAGUGUUUGGCUGAUCAACUGGAUCACGGACGAACGUGUGGCUGGAGCGGAAUAUGCUGUGUAAAUGCUGCUAUCA
This is a messenger RNA of Anopheles maculipalpis, 704 nucleotides long. RefSeq names its product polyisoprenoid diphosphate/phosphate phosphohydrolase PLPP6. Gene Ontology annotation, molecular function: sphingosine-1-phosphate phosphatase activity. The coding region runs from base 30 to 692 and encodes 220 amino acids. Lineage: Eukaryota; Metazoa; Arthropoda; Insecta; Diptera; Culicidae. The record is from RefSeq and is a predicted model, not a curated record. The transcript is spliced from 2 exons.